CUCCACCAACCACACUCUCUAACCUUCGUCUGCUGCCAUCUCUUCCAAACCCAUGCGGAGAACCCCCCUGUCAUCACCCUCCAUGACCUCAAACGCGUCGGCGCCAGCGCUGACAGCCGGCACGACAGCGCCCACAUCGCCUUCCCCAGAGUCACCACUCAGCCCCGCGCCGGACCCCGGUAACUUCACUGCAACCAAGAAGCGCAAGGCGCCUGCCAGCGGCGCGAUUCAGAAGAAAGCCAAGGCAGAGCCUAAGAACACACCAAAGACGCCCAAAUGCAAGGCUAAGGCGAAUGGCGAGAGCAAGGAGAAGCCCACCGAGAAGGGUACAUACUGCCAUCAAUGUCGCACCAAAAUCGAACCCGAGAACGUGCUUCGCUGCACCAAGCUGCGAAAGUACACCAAGUCAACGCCCGCGCGCGCGUGCAACUUGGCCUGGUGCGAGCGCGAUUUGCGCAAGCGAUAUGAGGUCGAUCCAGAUGCCAUCAAGGCGCGCGGACAUAAUGUUGACUCCUCCGUGAUGGCCAAGCACGACGGCGAGAAGGAAUACGUCUGGGCAUGUCCCUGCUGCCUGGACGAGUGCCAGAACUCGACCUGUCGAAUUAAAAAGGGCCUGCAGCCUCUCGGUGACGUCGUCAGGCUCGCCGCCGAGCAAGGCGUGACUCCCCUCGAACUUGUCGCCCAAAUCAAUGCCGAUGGGCCUGAACCUACCACAAAAUCCCGCGUCGACAUGUUUGACAUGAUUGACGGCGAGCUCAGUGACCUCGACGCACCUGAGCAGCCUGUAUCAAGAAAGACCAAGAAGGAACCUGCAAGGAAGGCUGCAAAGAAGCCGACCAAAGAAACUAAGAAAGCUGCCCCCAAGCAGAAGGAGAAGUCAGUGCCGAAAAAGGCCGCCAAAAAGGAGACGCCGAAAGUCGCACCCCGGCCUCGCAUCGUAUGGCCCAAGUGCGACCCACCGGAGAUUCCCAACAUUGACACGCGGAUGGGACGCGAGGAAGUCGAGCAACGCAUGUACUUGCGCGAGUUUGUGUGCCGGUUUCGCGAGCUGCUCAAGUUGCCGGACCGCGGCCUUGGCGCACUUGACGACUUUGAUCACCCACUUGGCGAGACAACAGUGCGGCAACUUGCAAGUGCGUUCCUGGGGCUCGUCGCGGAUCCGGGCAGCGAGCAUUAUACUGGCGGCUACGAACCGGAACUCGACAUCGACGUUGAAAACUUGCGCGAGGAGAUGCGAUACGCGGAUCUUGCUCGAUUUGCGUCCAUUUACCAGGAGGCGUCGGACCUGCUGGGUCUCCAGAUGCCACCUGACCCAACUGAGGCAGCACGCCGGCGCAACGAGAAGGCGAUGCGCACGCUUCUCGACCUGGGAGCAGACGACGAGGCACCCGCGUGGGCGAUGGAGGCGGGUCCUUCGAGCCGCCGCGGUGCCUCCCGUCUCCCCGCGCCGAGCGAGGUCGUGCGCAUGCUCCUCGCGCUCGUGGAACACGUCACGCAUUUGGACAUUGUGCGGUUCCACAUGGAUCCCAAUGUGCGGUACUCCGCAAGUGACGAGAUCCGCAAGAUGAGCGCCGCGCAAAAGGAAGAGGCGAUGCGAUGGGACGUUGAGAAGAAGCAGCUGAAUGCGGCGCGGGUGCGCGCCAAGUCGGCGGCGGAUACAAGAGCUGCGCGUGAGAAGUUCAAGGAGCGGGAAGAGGAGCACCACAAGUUGAGCCGCAUGGCGACGCUCAACUACCGUGCCGGGCUUGCGCGGAAGGCGAUGCGCUUUGAGCCUCUUGGCACCGAUCUCGACGGGCGGAUAUACUACACUCUCACGGCGCGUGAGAUCGACCGGGAGCGCUACCGCCCAGGCUUCUGGGCGCGGGGCGUGCUCAUCUGGGGCCGCGGGUGGGGCCAGGAGGAGGACGACAUUCCUGCCUUGGUGGAGCGGUGGAUGAUUGUCAACUCUGGCGAGGAUUUGCGCGCGCUCGCGAAGUACAUUGCGUACAGAUGGCGCACGAAGCACAGCGAGCUGGAGGCUGCGGAGGAGGAGGCAGCCAAGGCGAAGAAGAAGACGAAGGCUACCCCGAAGUCCACGCCUCGUCGGCCAUCGCUCAAGCAGACGGCAUCGGGCCGCAAGGCGGCGGUGAACGGCUACGACUCGGACGACUCGGAGCUUUCCUCUCCGCCCGACGACUUGCUCGAACUCCUCGACCCGCCAGGGUAUGAGCCGAGCGCGGAGAUACUGCAGGAGGAGCAAUUCAAGCUCGAGUCGGGCAUUGGGGAGGUGGCGAUGUUGGUUGAGGCUCUAGAGUGGAAGGGUAUCAGGCCGUAGUCCGUGACACAGGUCGAGUCUGAGAAGGCAUACGAGGCGUAUUUGGGUUGGGAUGAUGGCAUUUGUACAUUGAUGCACGAUACAGUGACGAU
Messenger RNA from Cutaneotrichosporon oleaginosum, 2406 nucleotides. RefSeq lists its product as uncharacterized. Gene Ontology annotation, biological process: regulation of DNA-templated transcription. The record is from RefSeq and is a predicted model, not a curated record. Lineage: Eukaryota; Fungi; Basidiomycota; Tremellomycetes; Trichosporonales; Trichosporonaceae. Gene Ontology annotation, cellular component: nucleus.